AUGGUUUUCCCAGUUGGGACUCGUCUUUGGAUCAAGGGUGGUACUUACAAGCAUCAUGUGGCGGAGUACAAGAGACAGUGUGGUACUUACUAUGCUUUGGUUGAGCUUGUGGAUGAUGGUCGGCUUGUGAAGGUUCGCUUCAACAACAUUCAACUGAUUCCCACCUCCUCUCGCGAAGCCGCGAUUCGAGGUCGCCAAGAAGCAGCAAGGAUCGCCUACCUGGGUUACGUAGAGGCUGACGAGAUUGCGGCUCUUGGUGCCUGGCCUCAAGUCCCUGUGUUAGACCCCGCCCUACCUCUGAACCCAAGCAGGCGCGAACAGGCCAUCCAACGUAUUUUGGGAGAGGAGAUCGAUGAGCUCCAGCAGCAGCCAAAGGAAGAAAAGGAAGCCAAUGAAGAGCUCAAGGCGAACUUUCGUGAUGUCCUGAAUAUGUGUCUCAACAAAAAGGAUCCUUAG
This is a messenger RNA of Seminavis robusta, 456 nucleotides long. NCBI's taxonomy places the organism in Eukaryota, Bacillariophyta, Bacillariophyceae, Naviculales, Naviculaceae. The record is from the annotation of a GenBank genome assembly.